Molecule: messenger RNA, 588 nt
Organism: Adineta ricciae
Lineage: Eukaryota; Metazoa; Rotifera; Eurotatoria; Adinetida; Adinetidae
Source: the annotation of a GenBank genome assembly
AUGGCUCUGGAGGUCCGGUACGGAACUCAGGAAUGUUCGGGAUCUGAAAUGCGAAACCUCAGUCAGCCUAGUGAUGCCCAUCAUCGAGAACUGGUCAUUUGCGAGGAUCAAGGAAACAAACAUCGAAGCAACGUUGGUCGCAUUUCAACCAGCAUAUUACCACCACCAUUACGUCAACCGUUGGCAACAAAGAAGGUUAAGAACAUCAAUGUACAAAAAUUGGCAAAAAGUUUCGAAACUACCGACUCGGAUAUUGAACCAAUAUCGUCGGACGAUGAAAUAUACUUGAAUCAGUUAACCACUCGAAUCCAAGACAACACUCAACAUCAAGAUCAUCGCAGUAUAGAGGGUUUAAGCCGAAAUGGCACGGGAGUCGCUGAUGAAAAUACCGAAUUCGAAUUAACAACAGCAAUCACUAAUGAUAACAUCGAUGAUGAUUUAGAGGAACCAACAAAUGAAGACCUCGUCGACAUUUCCGAUGACGAACUAGUUGGCAUCGAUUAUACAGCAUACACCUGUCGUGAAACACAGAGAACAGUUGACAUGCUUCAACUAGUUCCUGUCUCCGCAGAACAACAGCAACCAUAA